UAAGCCUUUUAGAACUAUUUAAACCUACUGGAAGACAGUUUUUGGAUUAAUAAUAUUUGGGACUUUCCCUUGAGUUCUCACCCAGUAGUAUCACGGUGAACUCAUUAUCUCCAUCUCAGUGUUCUUGUUAUCACGCCCCCGCUACGUCAGUUGGUAUCAGAGCCUUGAUACGCUCCUGGAUGAUGCCACCUCGACGACAGCCUGUUGUUGACGCUCUAACAUUAGACGAUUUACGCCAACAAAUCGCUACCCUAACUCAGGCUGUCAACGCUCUACGAGAUCAACAACCCCACUUUGAUGACGCGACCGCCGUUGGUGGACCGCACCGCCGCCCUCGCGAGCCGCCACUCGCAGAUCGCCGUGCUGCCCCGCGCAAUCGCGCCCCACCCCUUGACGCGGAUGAUCUCAUCGAUUCCGAAGAAUACACGGUUUCGAUUAACAAUCCAUUCGCGCCUCUCAACCCAUGACAGCCGCCUCCAGCCACCGACUCACGACGGGAGCAGGACAUCCCUCUUGAUAUACCAGAUCUCAAUGGUUCCCUAGAUCCAUCUGAUUUUUUGGAUUGGGUCAACUCGGUUAACGAAAUUAUGGAUUUAAAGCGGAUUCCAGACGAUCGGAAAGUGGGUUUGGUUGCAACCCGUUUCCGUGGAAGGGCUAGAGCUUGGUACCAACAAUUGAAGCCUACGAGACAACGACAAGGCAAAUCGCGCAUUGCAUCUUGGACGAAAUUGAAGAAGCAUCUCCAACGUGAAUUUCUCCCGUUCAAUUACAAGGAGGCACACCAGCGUGUCUUACUUCUUGAGAAACAGCAAGCGCGCCGUUUUGCAGCGACCCCUCCGGGCAGAUCAAUUCCACCAUCAUCUGCUUCUGGGGUAUCAUCUUCUCGCCCACAUCCACCACAGACCACUCAAUAUUUACCGCCUAAGUCGCCGGGUCCACACCCGGUUCUGCCAGCCCGCACGACUCAACCUGGGCGUUGUUUCUCUUAUGGCGAACAUGGCCAUCGAUUCACAGCUUGCCCUCGCCAGCAAGGUCGCACCCUAUACCUGGAAGACCUAUCUACAUUGCUGCCUGAUGCGCUCCUUUAUGAGACCAAUACCGAUAUUUUAUAUAUUCCUGAAGCGCACCUAAAGGGGGACAUUGGUGAAUUAUUGGUAUUGCGACGAAAUUAUUUGGCACCGAAAUCAACGGACACUUCUCAACGCCAUUCAUUAUUCACAUCCACGUGUACUAUCAUGGGGUAAUGUUUGCAAAUUUAUUAUAGAUUCCGGAGCAUGUGAAAACGUUAUUGCAGCUGAUACAAUGGAUAAAUUAUCUCUUGCCACUGAAAAUCACCCUGCCCCGUAUGAUCUCAUGUGGCUUCAACGUGGUAAAACUGUUACGAUUUCUAAACGUGUGUUGAUUAAGUUUGGAAUUGGUGAUACUUAUUUUGAUACAGUUUGGUGUGAUGUGGUACCUAUGGACGCCUGUCACCUUCUGGUGGGGCGUCCCUGGCAAUUUGACAGACAAGUCAUGCAUGAUGGUUAUAAGAAUACAUAUAGUUUUAUCUACGAGGGAACCCACAUUGUCUUAUACCCAUCUGUUCCACACCCGUCUACACCACAGGUUUUAUACCU
This is a messenger RNA of Andrographis paniculata, 1616 nucleotides long. RefSeq lists its product as uncharacterized. The coding region runs from base 588 to 1244 and encodes 218 amino acids. The record is from RefSeq and is a predicted model, not a curated record. The transcript is spliced from 2 exons. NCBI's taxonomy places the organism in Eukaryota, Viridiplantae, Streptophyta, Magnoliopsida, Lamiales, Acanthaceae.